This is a messenger RNA of Anolis carolinensis (green anole), 2673 nucleotides long. RefSeq names its product coagulation factor IX. Gene Ontology annotation, cellular component: extracellular region. Gene Ontology annotation, molecular function: serine-type endopeptidase activity; calcium ion binding. The record is from RefSeq and is a predicted model, not a curated record. NCBI's taxonomy places the organism in Eukaryota, Metazoa, Chordata, Lepidosauria, Squamata, Anolidae. The coding region runs from base 107 to 1483 and encodes 458 amino acids. Gene Ontology annotation, biological process: zymogen activation; blood coagulation. The transcript is spliced from 8 exons.
UUUGAGCCCAAAACAAAGCAAAUAUGUACAUGCACUUUGGAACGAAUUGAUCCAGAGGAUUUCAGUUCACUAUUCAUUAGCAAAGCCACUGGGAUCUUUUAAGAAAAUGGCAAACCGUGUCCUUCUCAUUUGUCUCCUGAUAGACUCGUUUCUCUUCUCCAAAUGUGCAGUUUUUAUCAAUCCAGACGAGGCGAGUAAUGUUUUGCAGCGAUAUAAAAGGUACAACACCGGGAGGCUAGAAGAAUUUGUCCAAGGGAACUUGGAACGCGAAUGCAUGGAGGAAACAUGCAACUACGAGGAAGCGAGAGAAGUCUUCGAGAACGAGGAAAAAACGAUGGCAUUUUGGAAGGUGUAUCUUGAUGGAGAUCAGUGCUUAUCAAACCCUUGCAAAAAUGGAGGCCGGUGUGAAGAUGAUGUUAGUAACUACAUUUGCUGGUGUCCAGCAGGUUAUGAAGGAAGGAACUGUGAAUUAGAUGCUACCUGCUCAACAAAGAACGGAGGGUGCAAGCAGUUUUGCAAGAACAAUGACGCUGGGAUUGCCGUGUGUUCCUGUGCUCCUGGGUACAAACUCAAGGCCGACCAGAGAGGCUGUGAACCAACAGUGCCUUUUCCAUGCGGAAAGAUUACAUCUCCCGAAGCCAAGAAAAAACUCACCCGCUCUUCCAUCACAUUUGAUAACUGGAUCUCCACAAAUGCCACCAGCGAUGACCUUGAAGGAGAAGGAUCGGACAAUACGACCCAGAUUCAGUGGAAGGAAGCUUUCCGCAACCGGGUCGUCGGAGGCACAGACAGCAAGAAAGGCGAAGUUCCCUGGCAGGUUUAUUUGCUCGACAGUGAGAAGAGAGGGAUCUGUGGAGGCUCCAUCAUCAAUGAAAAGUGGAUUGUCACAGCUGCGCACUGCCUGGAGUAUGAGCCCCGCACUGUUGUGGCCGGGGAACACAAUGUGAAUACCAAGGACCACACGGAACAAUCCCGCGAAGUGGCAAGGGCAAUCGCUCACCCGAUGUACAACGAGAGCAACAAAUACCACAACGACAUUGCCCUCCUCGAGUUGGCAUCUCCAUUGGAGUUUAACCACUACGUCACCCCGAUUUGCCUCGGGGACAAAGAGUUCACCAAUAACCUCCUGAGGCACGGACUGGGCACCGUGAGCGGAUGGGGCAAGUUGCACUACCAAGGGCGAGAAGCCAGCAUCCUCCAAGUCCUGACCGUCCAGUACAUCGAUCGGCCGACCUGUUUGAGGAGCUCUCGGUACCCCAUCUUGCCCAGUAUGUUCUGCGCAGGUCAACCCGGUGAAGCCAAGGACACCUGUCAAGGAGACAGUGGUGGACCGCAUACCACGGACAUUGAGGACACGUGGUUCCUCACUGGGAUCACCAGCUGGGGGGAACAAUGUGCCAAGAAGGACAAAUAUGGCAUCUACACCAGGGUUGCGAGAUACGUCAAAUGGAUACGAAAUAGCACAAGGAUCGUGCAUGGCUAGGCUCUUUGAAAAUGGGGAAAGUUGGGGCGAGGAAACGAUUUUUCCACUUUCUUUUUCCAAAGGUUUUUUUUUCUAAAUGGCUUAUUGUUAAAAAAAAAUGAAGAAUAAAUGUUUAAGACAAAAUUAGCGCAUCUUUGCUUAAGAUGACAACUUUAAUGUAAAUGUACAGUAGAGUCUCACUUAUCCAAGCCUCGCUUAUCCAAGCUUCUAGAUUAUCCAAGCCAUUUUUGUAGUUAAUGUUUUCAAUAUACAGUAGAGUCAGCCAAGCUGAACUUCCAUUGGGUUGUUGUAUGUUUUCUGGGCUGUAUGGCCAUGUUCCAGAAGUAUUUUCUCCUGACGUUUCGCCCACAUCUAUGGCAGGCAUCCUCAGAGGUUGUGAGCUAUAGAGGUUGUGAGCUACACCUGACAAUUAAUUACUUUUUAUAUUUUAUUGCAUGUACAGUAGAGUCUCACUUAUCCAAGCCUCGCUUAUCCAAGCUUCUAGAUUAUCCAAGCCAUUUUUGUAGUCAAUGUUUUCAAUAUACAGUAGAGUCUCACUUAUCCAACAUAAACGGGCUGGCAGAAUGUUGGAUAAGCGAAUAUGUUGGAUAAUAAGGAUGCAUUAAGGAAAAGCCUAUUAAACAUCAAAUUAGGUUAUGAUUUCACAAAUGAAGCACCAAAACAUCAUGUUAUACAACAAAUUUGGCAGAAAAAGUAGUUCAAUACGCAGUAAUGUAUGUAGUAAUUACUGUAUUUAUGAAUUUAGCACCAAAAUAUCACGAUAUAUUGAAAACAUUGACUACAAAAAUGCGUUGGAUAAUCCAGAAUGUUGGAUAAGCGAGAGUUGGAUAAGUGAGACUCUACUGUAUCAUGAUAUUUUGGUGCUAAAUUCGUAAAUACAGUAAUUACAACAUAACAUUACUGCGUAUUGAACUACUUUUUCUGUCAAAUUUGUUGUAUAACAUGAUGUUUUGGUGCUUAAUUUGUAAAAUCAUAAACUAAUUUGAUGUUUAAUAGGCUUUUCCUUAAUCCCUCCUUAUUAUCCAAGAUAUUCGCUUAUCCAAGCUUCUGCCGGCCCGUUUAGCUUGGAUAAGUGAGACUCUACUGUAUAGUAUCAGAUCAUUGCAAUUCCUGGUCUUGGAUUUGUUUUAUCUUUCCGGAAGUGUGCUAUGCCUAUGGAGAACUUGCAGAGAUAAAAUAAUUUUGAUUUC